AUGGACCCUGCAAAUCCUCAUCCACAGUUUUCUGACAUGUACUCUGAAGUUGUUGUCAGCUCAAGUGCAGAUGUUCAGGCUCCUGCUAAGAAAGAGUCUUCAGGGGCUAAAAACGGGGUGAAUGUGGUGGGGCAAGCGAGAUUCAACCCAUCCCCAUCCCGGAGGAGACAUCGCACAACUUUCAGCCAUGAACAGCUGGAGCAGCUGGAGAUUGCCUAUAGACACAACCACUAUCCUGACAUCUACUGCAGAGAGGAACUGGCCCAGCAAACCAAACUCAAUGAGGCCCGCAUCCAGGUUUGGUUCCAGAAUCGCCGUGCCAAGCAGCGGAAGCAGGAGCGGGCCUAUCAGAAAGUGCUGCCAGCAGUUGUGAUGCCAGGGCACAGGAUCCUCCCAAGCAGUGUACGCUCUGGCAUGGCACGACAGUACCAGUGCUCUCACUCUCUGCCUUACAUGACUAAAUUUACCUCAGUGCUGCCCUCUGCUGAUUACUCCCCCAACACCCACACUGUUGCUGGCACUCAGCUGCUUUGCUCUUCGCCUCCCGAUGCAGACCAGCCUGGCAGGCAGAACGAGGACUGGUAUUGCCAGCUGCGCCACAUUGGCACACCGGCCGCUAGCCUCCCCCAUGCUUCAGUGUUUUCUCUGGCUUCUGUGCCAGCACUGGAGCCAGCUGGGCACUGGAACUAAAGUCGGCUAAAAGUGAGGUCCGAAGAGUCUUGGCCAAUAUGCUUUUUUAGUUUAUUUGGGUUAAAUGACCUUUUUGGUCGUAAUUCCCUUUUGGAAAGCAAACAAAUGGUUUAACUGAAAUGUCUGAAUGUUUCUGAGGGGUGGUGUUCUUUCUAAGGUGGCAGAAGUACACAGAAAUAAUUCAUCCCAAAAUACAGCUUAUGUUUUAUUUUAAUCAAAUUAAAAUUAAAAUUCAAGUGUUCAUUAAGAAGUCAUUUGAUAGGGUUUUUGGAAAAAAAGCUUUGUACACUAUUUUACCAAAAGUAUAUGGACACCUGCCAAGAACCUUGUACCACUGCCCACAGCUGCACUCCAACACUUCUUGUACAGUUCACAGCCAGCUUCUUCUGUAGGAUCAUCGGCAAGCCCAUGGCCUGCUUUGAUAUCAGUUUAAAUUUUUAGCAAACAUUUGGUAACACGGUCACUUAAAAUACAAAUGUGAAGACAUGAUAAUGAAUUGUAUUCAGCAUGGAAGAUCACAUGUUGCAUUAGCACAUGUCUAAACGUGAUUAUUGGGUUAGACAUCACCAGUGCAUGACACAAUCUCUGUCAGCAAUACUUCACAUAACAACUCUUACCCUGGACUCAUUAGUUGACAAAUGAGAAAUGGGUAAAUGUGGGCGCAAAAUGAAGGGCAUGUCUUUAUAUGCCUCCAAACUUUUAGUCCUUAGCUUUCCUUAGAUCAUGGCAUAUUGUUCCCAAGGUCUAGGGUUUGUGACUUGUUUUAGUUUCUGUUUGUACUGAGUUUUGUAGGUUCUACCCAUGUCUACAUGGGAUUAAACCUCACCAAAACAGCCAAAAGGUGAUCAAGCUGCAUUAAAUCACUACUAGAUGUGAAUGUUUGAGUGUUGUCUGGCCAUAGAUUACCACUCUACACAAGGUUCCUAACUCAUAUGUGGGAUUUCCCAGUGCGACCCUGAACAGGAUGAAGCACCAAGUGAAAAUGAAUGAAUAACUUUCUUAAAUAAAUUACAUUUUAAAUAAGUUGUUUUAUUUCUUUUGUGUAAUAUGUUUUGUUUAUCGAUCUAAAAGUUAAUACAUAUAAAUCAGUAAUGUAUUUAGAAAGGGGACAGUUGUUUUUUACA
Molecule: messenger RNA, 1814 nt
Organism: Trichomycterus rosablanca
Lineage: Eukaryota; Metazoa; Chordata; Actinopteri; Siluriformes; Trichomycteridae
Gene: prop1
Product: PROP paired-like homeobox 1
Exons: 3
Coding region: 1-690 (229 amino acids)
Biological process (GO): regulation of DNA-templated transcription; pituitary gland development
Molecular function (GO): DNA binding; DNA-binding transcription factor activity, RNA polymerase II-specific
Source: RefSeq, a predicted model, not a curated record